Molecule: messenger RNA, 1940 nt
Organism: Sorghum bicolor (sorghum)
Lineage: Eukaryota; Viridiplantae; Streptophyta; Magnoliopsida; Poales; Poaceae
Product: putative F-box/FBD/LRR-repeat protein At4g03220
Exons: 3
Coding region: 50-1657 (535 amino acids)
Molecular function (GO): protein binding
Source: RefSeq, a predicted model, not a curated record
CAAAUGCUGCGGCGGCGACUUUUCAAUCCGAUCCCCACCUCUCUGCUCCAUGGGGCCCAGCUGCGGCGGCGGCGACAGCGACGGUGAGGUCGCCGCCAAGCAAAUCCAAUCCCCACCGUUCCGCUCCAUGGGGCCCAGCUGCUGCGGCAGCGACGGCGGCGGCGACGGUGAGGUCGCCACCAAGCGUGCCAAGCUCUCCUCUGACGCCUCCGCCGGCGCCGGUAGCGAGGACCGCCUCAGCGCGCUUCCCGACGACAUCCUGGUACUCAUCGUCCGCUAUCUCGGCACCCGCGCCGCCACGCGGACCAGCGUCCUCUCCCACCGCUGGCGCCGCGUCUGGGCCCUCCUCCCGGCGCUCCACUUCGGCUACGCUGAAGAUCCCCGCCAGAUCGGCCCCGCCCUCGAGGCUCACGAGGCAGCCCUCUUGGUCCUCUCCGUCUUGACCCGAGAUGCGGACCCCGACUCCGUGUCGGCCUGGCUCCCCGUCGCCGCGCGCCGCCUCUCCGGCAGCCUCUUAUUUCAUAAUACUGAGCCGGAGAGGAACGUUCAGGAAGGCGAUGACGAGGAGGCCGCGCAGAGGGGCGCCUUUGAGCUCCCCUGCCUGGAGCGCGCCACGGAGGUCUUGCUUCACCUAGAUUUCCUCGGCCUCGCCGUGCCGCCUGCCGGCGUCUUCGCUCGGCUCACCGAGCUGUGGCUGGAUCGCGUUCGGCUCUACGGCCCGGGGGAUCUCGGUGACGCGGUUUCCUGGCCGCGAUGCCCGUGCCUGCAGAAGCUCACCGUCCGUGACGCCAGGGGGCUGGACAACCUCGCCAUCCAUUCCGAUUCUCUCCGUCAAGUGGUCCUCACUGAUCUGCAAGGCUUGCGGCAGCUCAACAUUGUGGCGCCGGCUCUUGAGGAGUUGCAAGUUGCACACUGUUUCUUCUACAGUCGGAGCCAACCGGUUGCCAGCAUCACUGCGCCUCAGCUGGCAACCCUUGCGUGGAUGGAACCAUAUGAUCCAAGCUCCGUCCAUCUUGGCGAGAUGAAACUUCUUCGAUUACUGAGGCCUUUCUUCUUUAUUGUUUAUGGGCCUCACAGCUUUCCAUACAACCAAUCUUGUUUAAGUCUCUUGCGGCGUUUCAGGGUCAUCGAAUGUCUUACGCUCGGACUGGCCUAUCCGUGGGACACAGAUGACUAUCACUAUAUGAUGGAAGACAUGACAAUGCUACCGGACAUCACGAUUUUGCACCUGAAUGUAUUGGCACACGGACAUGCUUUUGGGGCCAGCGCAUUCCAUGUUCUCAGGAUGUGUUCUAGUAUCAAAAAGCUGAUGCUGUCAUUUGUUCCUCCUACUUUGGUGGAGGCACAAGCUACAUGCCCACCAGGUUGCAUUUGCCAUGAGCACCAAAACUGGGAAACCGAGCACUUGUUGUUGAAUCGCCUCAAAGAAGUAGAAGUCACUCGGAUGAGAGGAUCUGAACAUGAAGUUACUUUUGUGAAGCAGCUGUUCAAUUGGGCGACUUCCUUAGAAAAGAUGAGGGUAGUUUUCGACGAGCCGGUUACUGAAAGCGUCACCAAGGAGUUGUCCCAGGUGCUACGAAGCUUUGCUAGGCCGGAAAUACGCAUGGAAAUCCACACGUAUAUGGAGGACUUUCUGAAGAACUCGAAGACUAAUUAAGGCACCGGGGUUGUCGAUUUGUCUCUGUAGUUUUCCUCUUUGGUAUGUAUGAACUUCUCAUUUGCUGGCAUGCUGAGGAGUGGAAGUCAAGACAGUCUUGUUUAGAUCAUCAGUACAAUGACUCUGUAAUGCACAUUUACAAGCCUUUUAUGUAGAAUGCCCAGGAUGAUCUUUCUUCUAUCACUAAAGCGCCUAAUUAGGCUGUUGUAGCAGCAAAUUUUCCCUGCAGUAACAGAUAAUUGUGUUUUUUUUAUUUGUGCUGUAACAGAAAAAUUUUCUUUUU